This is a messenger RNA of Acaulospora colombiana, 885 nucleotides long. The record is from the annotation of a GenBank genome assembly. Lineage: Eukaryota; Fungi; Glomeromycota; Glomeromycetes; Diversisporales; Acaulosporaceae.
AUGAGAAGUCCCAUGGGCCUGUUGAUAAUAUGUUGUGCUGUGAAAGGAGCGUGGGUUUGCGAGCGAGCGGUGUCGUGUUAUCUGCGAGAUAUAUAUACACGUAUAUAUCGUCCGGUACAAUCCAGAAUAACUGUGGUCGUUAAACUGGAACAAGGAUCAACUUGCAGACUGCAAGGAUGGGCGAGGAGGGAGGCCCAACAAUGGGGAGAGGGAGGAGGGGGAGACCGAGGGUUGGACAUCUACCAUCACACCAAUUUCUAUCAUUCUGACAAGAAUAAGAUGCAGCGGCCCUUGCAACAGCGGACGAGAGACAAUUUCCAGACAGAUGCAUUGCGACCCGCCGCACUUCCAUCAGCUACGCUACUGCGUCCCAGGGCAGCCGAGGAGUCGACAAUAGAGCAGACGUCAGAGGAGUAUCUCGAGACCAUGUACGAGGAGUGGAACAAAAAGGUCGACGUCGAGCUAGAGACCCUGGUGGAUGGCAUGGCAGAGCUCGUCAACAUCGCUUCUAUCGGCAACAAGGACAAGUUUCGUAUCGCGCAGGAAGCCUUUGAGACCCAGUGUCGAACGGAGUCCAUGCUCUUGUUAUUGUUGUCGGACGAGGAAGAGAUCGCCAAGAGGCGCGACCUCGCUGCAGAGGGCUUUAAGCAGAGGGCCGAAACCUCUAUGCAGGAUGCAGCAGAGGCACUGGAUAUUCUACUGAACGGAUCAUCCAAAGCUAACGCGACUGAUAUGGAGACGGAAGCGGUUUUCACUGACAUUCCAGCUCACAAGUGGACGGAGGCCACGCCUCCUUCCUCUUGUUCCACUUUCUUCCCUUCAACCCUCCUCGUUACUCAAGACACGGCCCUUGUGGGACUAUGCUCUUGGGAACCCCAAAACUAG